AUGGAUAAAAAUGAAAGUAACGAGUCAGGGAUGACAAGCGGCCGGUGUCCCGAUGAUGCAGUACAAAAAGGACAAAAUUCAGCACAGGAUUCUGGUGAAAGUGAUUCUUCUAAGUUGUCCAAGAAAAGCUUCAAGCUGGAUUACAGACUAGAGGAAGAUGUAACUAAAUCAAAGAAGGGCAAAGAUGGGAGGUUUGUUAACCCGUGGCCCACAUGGAGGAAUCCGUCCUUUUCCAAUGCUCUCAAGUGGCUAAUCACGGAGAAGAAUCACAGCAGCGUUCCGAGCUGCAAAGAGGAACUUGACAAAGAGCUCCCAGUGCUUAAACUCUAUUUUAUUGACGACCCUGGAGAAGCCAGAGUGCGGGAGGCAGGCUUACGGGCCACCUGGCUGGGCCAUGCAACACUGCUCAUCGAAACGGAUGAGCUCAUCUUCCUCAUAGAUCCCAUCUUCAGCUCUCGCGCCUCUCCAUUCCAGUACCUGGGUGCAAAGCGGUUUCGUCCUCCCCCGUGCAUGAUAGAGGAACUCCCCCGGAUAAAUGCCGUCCUCAUCAGUCACAACCACUACGACCACCUGGACUACAACUCUGUUGUUGCCUUGAACGAGCGAUUUGGAAAUGAACUGAGGUGGUUCGUGCCUUUGGGUCUCCUUGACUGGAUGCAAAAGUGUGGCUGUGAGAACGUCAUUGAGCUGGACAGGUGGGUGGAGAAUUGUGUCCCUGGCCACAACCAGGUCACCUUCGUCUUCACGCCUUCGCAGCACUGGUGCAAAAGGACUCUCAUGGAUGACAACAAGGUUCUGUGGGGCGGCUGGUCUGUCUUGGGGCCUUGGAAUCGAUUUUUUUUUGCAGGAGAUACUGGUUAUUGCUCUGAGUUUGAAGAGAUAGGAAAGAGAUUUGGACCUUUUGACCUUGCAGCUAUUCCCAUUGGAGCUUACGAGCCAAGGUGGUUUAUGAAAUACCAGCAUGUAGACCCGGAAGAAGCCAUAAGGAUUCACACUGACGUUCAAGCAAAGAAAUCUGUGGCCAUUCACUGGGGAACUUUUGCCUUAUGCUGUCGUCAUUACUUAGAGCCUCCAGUGAAACUGAGUGAAGCUUUGGAAAGAUAUGGACUUAAGACUGAAGUUUUUUUUGUCUUGAAGCAUGGAGAAUCAAGAUACUUAAAUACUGAUAAUUAA
This is a messenger RNA of Heterocephalus glaber (naked mole-rat), 1173 nucleotides long. The record is from RefSeq and is a predicted model, not a curated record. Lineage: Eukaryota; Metazoa; Chordata; Mammalia; Rodentia; Bathyergidae.